AUGGAUGUGGUAGAUGAUCAUCUAUUCAGGAAUGGAAUUGAUCAAACAUACACAAAUUGGAAUAAGCAUGGAGAAACAAAAGAACCACCAAGAAGUUAUGUAUAUGAACAUAAUUUUUACAUGGAUACGUCAAACGAUGUAGAUUCCACAAACAUGAACACAGAAUUGCCAACAGAUGCUGUAGAAACUGUAGAGAUGGUUGAAGUUGUAGAAGAAAAUUUUAUUGGGAACCCUGAUAAGUUUAGAGAACUGAUAGAGGAUGCCAAGAAGCCCUUAUACACAGGGUGUCAUAAUUUCACAAAGUUAUCUGCAAUCAUUCAACUACUCAACUUGAAGAAAGGAAACGAAAUGUACAGUAGUACCUAUGAGGUGAAAAAAGCAUUUAAGGCAAUGGGUUCAGGGUAUACUAAGAUACAUGCAUGUGUCAACAAUUAUAUACUUUAUAGAAACGAAUACACAGACUUGGCAGCAUGUCCUACUUGUGGUAAAUCAAGAUGGAAGUACUUUCCAAUUAUUCCGCACUUCAAGCGUCUUUUCCAGUCUAAGACAACUGCAAAAGAUUUAACAUGGCAUGCAAUAGAAAGAAUGGUGGAUGUCGGAGUUUUAAGUCACCCAGCUGAUUCACCAGCAUGGGCUGCCAUUGAUGACAAAUAUCCUGAUUUUUCUAGCGACCCAAGGAAUUUGCGACUAGGCAUUUCGGCGGACGGGGUUGAUGUUAACAGAGGAAAUAUGAGUCAUAGUGUUUGGCCUGUUUUAACUGUCAUUUACAACCUUCCACCAUGGUUGUUUGAAACAUACGAUGCAUAUGCACAAGAGCAUUAUAAACUACGUGCAAUUGUGUUAUGGACUAUUAAUGAUUAUCAUGCUUUGGGUACAUUAAGUGGUUGCCCAUAUAGCAGUUUUCAAGGUUGUGUUGUGUGUGGUGAAGACACACACUGCAUUAGACUCCCUGAAUUGCAUAAGCAGAGUUAUGUUGGACAUAGAAGAUUUCUACCGUAUGAUCACCCGUUCAGAAGACAAAAGAAGGCAUUCAAUGGACAACAAGAGUUCUCACCCUCUCCAGUACCUAUGAAUGGGGACGAAAUAUAUAACAGGGUAAAAUUUAUAAUUAAUAAAUGGGGAAAGGUUAAUAAGGGCAAGGAGACAGAAAUCCAACAAUCAACAAGUGGAAGAGGUGGGAAGAUGAAUAAAAAAAAGAGAAAUUCACACCAACUGGGUACUUCAGAUGUGGGCCAGCAAAAUAAUACAUACUGGAAGAAAUUCAAUAUAUGGUAUAGAAAAUUAAGGUAUUGGCCCGACAAUUUGGUUCCACAUUGUAUAGAUUUUAUGCAUGUGGAAAAGAACGUGGGUGAGAGUUUAACAGGAACUAUUGUGAACGUUCCUGGGAAGACUAAAGAUGGUUAUAAAGCUCUAUUGGAUUUGGUUCAUUAUGGUUUAAAACCAAAGCUGCAUCCUCAGAUAGAAGGGAACAACACAGCACUUCCCGCAGCAGGUUGUACAUUGACAAAAGAGGAAAAAGACAAAUUCUGUGAAACUUUAUACAACUUAAGGGUUCCUCAAGGGUAUUGUUCUAAUUUUUCUAGUUUGGUGAGUGUAAAGGAUAGAAAGUUGAUCGGGCUAAAAUCACAUGACUAUCACAUGCUCAUCAAAGAAAUCAUAGUGGAUGAGCUUGAUAAGUUGCAAGAGGAGUUAUGUGUAACCUUAUGUCUUCUUGAGAAACACAUUCCACCAUCAUUUUUUGAUGUGAUGAUUCAUUUAACCGUUCAUCUCACUAGGGAAGUAAAAUUAUGUGAUCCAAUAUUCUUUAGAUGGAUGUACCCAUUCGAAAGGUAUAUGAAGGUUAUUAAGGGGCACGUGCGAAACAAAAAUACACCAGAAGGAUGCAUUGCAGAAGAGAAUGUUGCGAAAGAGACAAUUGAGUUUUUUAAUCAAUUCCUUAAAAGGAUGGAUACUGUUGGCAUUUCACCUGACAAUCAUCACAAUUGUGGAAUUCAUAAAGGUGUAGAUAGUAGCUCUAUUACGGACGAUACUCCUGUAUCAGCUGUUAAAUCGGUAGAAGUUUCUGCAGAACUAUUCAGCAAAGCACAUUUCUUUGUAUUGCAAAAUACAUCUGAAGUACUCCCAUAUAUCAAGUAA
This is a messenger RNA of Lactuca sativa (garden lettuce), 2136 nucleotides long. RefSeq lists its product as uncharacterized. The record is from RefSeq and is a predicted model, not a curated record. Lineage: Eukaryota; Viridiplantae; Streptophyta; Magnoliopsida; Asterales; Asteraceae.